AUGGAUCAAGCAAGAAGAUUUGGAAAUUUUUUUAGAAAUUCUGCAACUUCUAUUGGAACCAAGUGGAAAGAGAGUUCUACAUUGACAAAAGUAUGCAUCAUUGGUACGACGGCUGCUGUAACAGCUCCAUUGACCAUCAUACCUGCUUUAGGUGUGGCAGGAUUCACAUCUGCUGGUGUGGCAGCUGGUAGUGCUGCAGCAUCCUUGCAAACAGCAACGACAGUAUCUGGGAGUUUUUUCGCUCUGUGUCAAUCUGCUGGAGCUGUUGGAGCAGUAGCUACAUCAACUUCCGUGGGUGUGGGACUCUCAGCUGGUGCCACUGUAGGCGCUGUAACAGCUGCAGUUUGCAAGAAAAAGGAUCCUAGUCAAAACAAUCAUGAAGAAACAGAGGCUGAAGCUGCGGAAGACGAAGAUGCUCAAGGUGGUAGCGAUGAAUCGUAUGAUUUAUCUCAAGAACAAAUUGGAGUAGAAGCUUCGUCUUAA
Rotaria sordida is the source of this 483-nucleotide messenger RNA. The record is from the annotation of a GenBank genome assembly. Lineage: Eukaryota; Metazoa; Rotifera; Eurotatoria; Philodinida; Philodinidae.